This is a messenger RNA of Chaetura pelagica (chimney swift), 1887 nucleotides long. It is a transcript of the gene SLC5A12, whose product is annotated as solute carrier family 5 (sodium/monocarboxylate cotransporter), member 12. Lineage: Eukaryota; Metazoa; Chordata; Aves; Apodiformes; Apodidae. Gene Ontology annotation, molecular function: lactate transmembrane transporter activity; symporter activity. Gene Ontology annotation, biological process: transmembrane transport; sodium ion transport. The coding region runs from base 1 to 1887 and encodes 628 amino acids. The record is from RefSeq and is a predicted model, not a curated record. The transcript has 15 exons. Gene Ontology annotation, cellular component: membrane.
AUGUCAAACUUUGUAGCUCCAGAAGUAAAAAAAUUUGUGGCUUGGGACUAUGUUGUUUUUGCAGGGCUAUUUUUGAUAUCUGCUAGCAUUGGAGUCUUUUUUGCAGUUAAAGAAAGGAAAAAGAAAACUUCAAAGGAAUUUUUGGUGGGCGGUAGACAGAUGACAUGUGGACCAAUAGCUUUCUCUCUCACAUCAAGUUUCAUGUCAGCAGUCACUGUUCUGGGGACACCCUCCGAAGUCUACAGAUAUGGGGCAUCCUUUGUGCUGUUCUUUCUUUCAUAUGCACUUGUCAUCAUUUUUACUGCUGAACUUUUUCUACCUGUAUUUUACAGAUCUGGUAUUACAAGCACUUAUGAGUACUUGGAGUUAAGAUUUAACAAGAUUGUCCGUCUUGCUGCAACACUGAUUUACAUCCUGCAGACGAUCCUUUACACGGGAAUAGUGGUUUAUGCUCCAUCACUGGCACUCAACCAAGUUACUGGAUUUGAUCUCUGGGGCUCUGUAGCUGCAACAGGAAUUGUCUGCACUUUCUAUUGCACUCUGGGAGGAUUGAAAGCUGUUGUCUGGACAGAUGCAUUUCAAAUGAUGGUCAUGGUGGCUGGCUUCGUGGCAGUCUUGAUUCAAGGAACUACUCUGAAUGGUGGAUUGACCAAGGUCUGGCAAAAUGCCCAAGAAGGAGCACGACUAAAUAUCUUUGACUUUGAUGUUGAUCCUUUGAGACGACACACCUUCUGGACCAUUGUUAUUGGGGGAACAUUUACGUGGCUGGGGCUCUAUGGAGUCAAUCAGUCCACAAUACAGAGAUGCAUUUCCUGCAAAUCGGAAAAACACGCUAAACUGGCACUUUACCUGAAUUUGUUGGGACUUUGGACAGUCCUGGUAUGUGCAGUAUUUUGUGGUUUGGUGAUGUACUCUCAUUACAUGACCUGUGACCCUUGGACUGCUGAUUUCAUUUCAGCACCUGAUCAGCUCAUGCCGUAUUUUGUUAUGGACAUUUUUUCUUCGAUGCCAGGAGUUCCAGGACUUUUUGUGGCCUGUGCAUUCAGUGGAACACUAAGCACGGUCGCUGCCAGCAUCAAUGCUUUAGCAACUGUUACCUUUGAAGACUUGGUCAAGAAAGGUUUCCCAAACCUCUCUGAGAAGAUGAGCACAUGGAUCAGCAAAGGCUUGUGUAUAUUAUAUGGUGUCCUAUGCACUUCGAUGGCUGCGGCAGCAUCGCUGCUGGGGGGAGUUGUGCAGGCUUCCCUCUCCAUCCAUGGGAUGUGUGGAGGGCCCAUGCUGGGACUAUUUACCCUGGGAAUUGUGUUUCCCUGUGCUAACUGGAAGGGAGCUAUUGGAGGCCUCUUAACUGGGAUCACCUUAGCUUUCUGGGCUGGUGUUGGCUCCUUCAUUUACCCUGCCCCGCCCAUCAAGUCCAUCCCUCUGCACCUCUCGACUCUCAACUGCACCCUGGCCAACAGCACCGCGGCGCUGACGACGGUGGCUCCCACGGCGGCUCCAGACAGGCCUUUGCUGGCAGACACCUGGUACUCCCUGUCCUACCUGUACUUCAGUGCCAUCGGCUGCCUAGGCUGUGCCAUCACAGGGCUGGUGAUCAGCUUUAUAACAGGACGUACCAAAGGUGAAGAUAUCCCACCCAUGUUAAUUAAGCCAGUCUGUGACCCCUUUUGCUUUUGGUCCAAAAGGCUCCAAACCUUCCUCUGGUGUGGUGUGCGGCACGACAGCCCCGAGGUGGGCUUUGAAAAACAUCUGUCUAAUUCUGCAAAUGAAACUGGAACAGAUGACACCUUCAAGAACAGUAUCAACGUAGAAAACAGAUGCCAGUUCCCUGGUUACAACCCCGAGGAAAAUUCUUACACUAAUGUGAGCAAAGAAUCUCGCCUCUAG